Molecule: messenger RNA, 999 nt
Organism: Coccomyxa subellipsoidea C-169
Lineage: Eukaryota; Viridiplantae; Chlorophyta; Trebouxiophyceae; Coccomyxaceae
Exons: 7
Biological process (GO): protein polyubiquitination
Molecular function (GO): ubiquitin protein ligase activity; metal ion binding
Source: RefSeq, a predicted model, not a curated record
AGGAUACUCUGCCGUUUUCACACCCAAGGCAACUGUCGCUAUGGCUCGUCUUGUCGGUAUUCCCAUGAUUUGAGUAGCGUUCCUUCGCAGGUGUGCAGCUACUUUCUGGCAGGAUAUUGUGCAUAUGGCAGGCGGUGUCAUUUUGCACACCUGCAACCCGAUGGAACGCCCCUGCCAGGCGAGCACAUUGAGGCUCCUCGCACAGAAGAGCCAGCCUCGCAGGCCAGCAGUGUCACGCAGCAGCUGCAAGCGUUUGGAGGGUGCAGGCAGGCGCAUGACAUCUGCCCGGAGUACAGCCGCAGUGGGUUCUGCUCGCGCGGGGCUAGCUGCAAAUGGACUCAUGGCGUCUACUGCCAGGCAAGCAUCUUGUGUGUGCAGACCUGCCAGAAGUUUGCGCUGGACCCCACAGAUCCUGAGCAGCGGGCAGAGCAUGGGUCGGGGUGCCUGAGGAGGCAUCAGAGGAUCCAGGCGCUGGCCAUGAGCCAGGAAGUAGAGUGCAACAUCUGCAUGGAAGUGGUGAUGGCCAAGGACAGGGUGUCAGAGCGCAAGUUUGGGCUGCUGAGCUGCGACCACGCCUUCUGCCUCGGCUGCAUCCGCAGCUGGCGUAACAAUGUCGAGAGCGGGGCAGAUGUGUCAACGGCGCUGAGGACGUGCCCAGUAUGUCGGCAGACAACGCACUUUGUUACGCCCUCAAUGACGUGGCCAACCAGCAGAGAGGACAAGGCCGCCAUCCUCGAUACCUACAAGUGCAAACUGUCCCAGAUCGACUGCCGCCUUUUCUCCUUCGGCGAGGGGUCCUGCCCGUUUGGGACCUCGUGCAUGUACAGGCAUGCCUACAAGAACGGGCAUCUUGAGGUGAGCAUGUUUAAACAAAAAUGGCUGAAUGCUGAGGGUGAGGUGGAGGGCGUGCGGAGCUCUAGGCUCUCAGAUUUUGUCGCCUCGUCUCUGCAAGCGCAGCAGGCUCUUCGGCGCUCACUCAGGCCCGGGGUUAGAGCCUAG